UUAGUUCAUUAGAGUUCGUUAUCGAGAGACGUUUGUCUGGUGAUUCGCGAUUGAUUUUCUUCAAGAAAAAGUAAAAAUGCCCCCCAAGAAGGCACAAAAGGGUAGAAAUGGUUUUUGGUACUUCAUGCAGGACUUCAAGAAGACCCAUGAACAACAAGGACGAGUAUUUCCUGGAGGUUUCAGGGAUAUCCAGGUUGAUCCACAAUGUUCCAAAGCAUGGAAUGAAUUAUCAGAGGGGGAGAAGAAUCGAUACAACACAAUGGCAGAUAAAGGCCAACCAAAGCUGACAACUUGGGGUGAGACAGUUUCUAGUGUCCAGGAGAGGCUGAAGAAGCAACAGCAGUUCGAGGCUGCCAUGAAGGCAGACAUCGACGAGACCAUUCACCUAGCCCAAGCCUGCAACAACAUUCCUGACCUUGUGUUUUACUUGAUCCACGUUAAUUACGCUUACUGCAGGGAACGACCUGAUACCACAGUCGACUAUACUCCCAUAGAAUUCGCAAUUUGUGAAUUUUCAAUUGUUGAUGGUAUCAAGAGGAUUUAUCACCAGAUAAUAAAAGUCAAAGUUGAACUUGGCUUUGCUAGACUCGCCAUUGAACACGCUGAUAAUACUCAUAAGAUUCAAGAGAAUUAUGAAACGGGCGAGGGUGAUUUCAAGAAGAUCUACCACCAAUUUCGAGAAUUUCUGAAGGUCACGGAGGGCAGAACAGGGAAACUGCCGCCAAUUUACACUCGUCAAAAGUUCGUGACAAUUGUCAGUUGCUUUCUGGACAGAAUAACUAUUGGAGGAGAUGUUCCACAAGAUAUCUUUUCUCUGUACUCUCUGGAGUGUCUCUUUGGGAAACUGAUGUUCUCGUGCAACCCUACGGUGUAUCGUCUCUGUAACCCAAUUCUUUUGGCAGAAUCUGAAUUCGACAAGGAUUCGUUUGCCUACUAUCCAGAUCUUGAGUGCGACUAUCAUCGGAAAAUUGAAGGGACAUCCAACCACUGUUCGUCCUCCAUCAUUCGCCAGUGGGCUUUCCUCAUUUGUGAUUACUGCUGCAAUUGGUUUGGAGUGGAGAUGCUCCCCAACGUUCAUUGUCCUGCUCGUCCUUCCUCUAAUGAUGGAGAUGCCAACUUGCUGGCAGCUGGCAUGGCAUCCAUGAAGGUGUCAAGCGAGUUCAAACCCAGCAAUCUCAAGUCAAUGACAGGGGUGAGUGAGGCGUACAGGUACGAGAAAGCUGGGCGAACAGCAGAGGAGGAGGCACAGAGAAGGAAGGAGGCCAGUCUCGUCCCUCUGGAGAUCAUUGAUUACAGCCAACCUGUGAACAAAGGCUUGAAAUUUUUCAGACCCCUGAGGCCACCAAAGAACAUGAUGGGACAUGGUGAAGCAUCUUCCCAGGCGGUUAAGCAGACCCAGCCAACGAUGGGAAGAGGUCGUGGGGGAAUUACUUACGAUUAGUUUCAUUUGCGAUAGUUCCUGACGUUCUUCCCAUCGUUUUUUACCCAUACAUGGGCUUCUCCAGGCUGGAAUUCUGCAGAACUUCAUUCAUAACUUGAAAUUAUAUAAGUUUUAUUUUUAUUUCUCGUGAUUAAUGGAUACACUUUUUAUUUUAUCAUUUUGGAGGAAACGUUCAGAGAGUUUUUCAUUGUUUUGAGUUAAUUUUUUUGUUUCUUUAAAGUUUCUGAAAUAUUUUCUAGAACUUGUCGUGUCCUCAGAAGUUCCAGCAGGUAGUAUUUCUGGCCAAUUAAUUAGUUAUUUAAUUCUCAGUUCACUUCCACGAGACUGAUUGGACCUAUUAUUACUCGACGUGUUGUUUUUGUUUUGUUAUUUUCGUGGAAACGUUUAGAAUUUUUUUGUCUUUUGCGUUUAUUACAUCGACGAUGAGAUCCUCAAAUUUGUUGAUGCGUUUGAUGGAUAGAUCGCGACGGAUAGUGAGAGUAGGAGUUUUAUAAUGAGAUAUAUGACUUCGAGGACCCCAAAGACUGAAAAAUAAGCAACAGGGUUUUUAUUUUCAUAAAGUUCUUGAUGAAUCAUGAGUCCAAGAGGUUCGGGAGGAGAAAUAAUAGAUUAUCAAAUAUACGAGAAGAAUGUUUAUUUGAAAUAAAGAAAAUUAUUGAUCCAUAAAGUCAAAGAUACGACUGAUUAUUAAUGUAAAUAUGUUACAAUGUAGGUAAUCACAACUUUGUAAUAUCGAUUCAUAUGGUGCUAUUUAAAUACAAUGGUUUUCACAAGAAAA
This is a messenger RNA of Diachasmimorpha longicaudata, 2219 nucleotides long. RefSeq names its product protein maelstrom homolog. The transcript has 5 exons. The record is from RefSeq and is a predicted model, not a curated record. Gene Ontology annotation, molecular function: sequence-specific DNA binding. Gene Ontology annotation, biological process: spermatogenesis; male meiotic nuclear division; negative regulation of DNA-templated transcription. Bases 77 to 1441 code for a protein of 454 amino acids. NCBI's taxonomy places the organism in Eukaryota, Metazoa, Arthropoda, Insecta, Hymenoptera, Braconidae. Gene Ontology annotation, cellular component: nucleus; P granule.